AUCGUGCCUUGUUGUGAGCGCCCACCCCCCCGCUCCGCGCCGCACUGGUUCCGUCUGGCUCGCCCUCAGCUGCUGCUGCGUGUCCCGGGAUGACCUGUUGAUGUCGGCGGAAUGGAGAGUGGCAGGGGGAGCGAUUUCCCCCAUCACCAAAAUAUUUAAAUAAAAGCAACCUUCUCUUGGCUCGACUGCCGGCACCACACCUGGACUCGCCUCGUCCGCACAGGCAAUAGUUUCCGCUUCAGAGGUGUGCCGUAGGCGCACCAUGGCCCAGUCCCUCCAGAUGGCGAUCCCAAACUUCGGCAACAACGUUCUAGAAUGUCUGAACGAGCAGCGGCUGCAGGGGCUCUACUGUGACGUCUCUGUGGUGGUCAAAGGUCAUUCCUUUAAGGCCCAUCGAGCCGUGCUGGCUGCUAGCAGCUCUUAUUUCCGGGACCUUUUCAGCAACAGCGGCAGCGGCGGAGGAUGUAACGGCACAGAGACAAGUCAAACAGUAGUGGAGCUUCCUCCUGCUGUGCAGCCUCAGAGCUUCCAACAGAUUCUGACCUUCUGCUACACGGGUCGCCUCAGCAUGACUGUCGGGGACCAGUUUCUGCUCAUGUACACCGCCGGCUUCCUGCAGAUCCAGCAGAUCAUGGAGAAAGGCACUGAGUUUUUCCUCAAGGUCUCCUCUCCCAGCUGCGACUCUCAGGGUCUGCAUGUAGAGGAAGCCCCACCGUCUGAACCCCAGAGCCCCGUAACACAAACCAGCAAUGGUGCGGCCCGUCCUGCCUCUUCUGUAACUCCACUACCCCUUGUGUCGCGCGUGAAAACGGAACAACCAGCCAGUCAACCGGAAGCAGCCACUCCGUACUCUGUGGUCUGCACUCCUGUGGCCAAGCGACUGUGGGAAGGAGGCAGCAACCGAGACGGGAGUGGCUCAGGUUCUGGAGGGGGAGGUGGUGCCAGAAAAGCAGCGCGUUACUCCCAAGAUGCGGUGCGAAGCAGUGCUAUCCAGAGCCCUGGAGCACUGGGACUGGCGAUGGGAAUGGGGGCUUCGGCAACAAGUUUGGCUGGCAUGGCCGGCACCGGUGGAGCUAGUGGUACCAACGGGAGCGCAGCCGCAGGCCCCGGCAUGUCCGAGGGGGCGAGCCCUGGAACCUUAAGCACCUACGCUAGUGAUUCACCCAUCAGUUACCAUGACGAAGAGGAGGAAGAGGAGGCCACCGAAGAAUGUGCUGAAGAGCAGUAUCGUCAAAUCUGCAACAUGUACACCAUGUACAGCAUGCUGAACAUGGGAGCUGCAGGUAAUGGACAUGAGACGUGGUCCAAGGCUGCAGGCGAGCGGGUGGAGGCGCUGCCCGACCACACAGAGACACGGGGACGGAUGAGAGGACGAGAUCUCACGUGUCUCCCAGCAGAGCUCAUUGCUCAAAUUGGAAACCGCUGUCACCCCAAACUGUACGAGGAGGGGGACCCCGCUGAGAAACUAGAGUUGGUCUCUGGUACUUGUGUGUACAUAUCUCGAGCUCAACUGAUGAACUGUCACGUAAGCGCUGGGACCAGACACAAGGUUCUGCUGAGGAGGCUGCUGGCCGCCUUCUUCGACAGGAACACGCUGGCCAACAGCUGUGGGACAGGAAUCCGCUCAUCCACCAACGACCCCAGCCGAAAACCGCUGGACAACAGAGUCCUCCAUGCAGUCAAAUUUUAUUGCCAGAACUUUGCCACCAGCUUCAAAGAGAGCGAGAUGAACGCCAUCGCAGCCGACAUGUGUACCAACGCCCGACGCGUGGUCCGGAAGAGCUGGAUCCCUAAAUUAAAGCUGCUGAUGGCUGAGAGCGACGCUUACUCCGCGUUCCUCUCUGAUGGCGUGAAGAACGAGGACGACACCAUCGGCGCUGACCAGGCCUUCGACCCCUCCUCUCUAGAGGCGGCCGGCGGUGCCGGCAUGGAGUCUGGCGCCUCCUCGGGAGAAUCACUACAAGGUGUGGGCAGCGACGUAGGACCAUUGUUUUGAGUGUUGGUGAAGACAAACCAAUUUCUUCCCCAGUUCUGCUUGCCUCUUCUCACUUUGGCCCACGCUGAUAUCUCACCUCUGACUGUCUGUUCUACACUGAAAGGUCUGCUGACCCGAUAUAACCUGGACAUUUUUGCUUUGUGACUGUAUGAUGGUGGUAGAAGAGGAAAGGGAGAGAGUCAAGAGGAGUUUUGCUGCCUCUCCUUGUCCUUUUAAGGUGUAUACAUGCAUCCACUUGUGCAUCUUUGAUACAUUCCCAGAGAGUCACGCUGUGAGGGAUCGAGUCUGAGGAGAAACAAGCUGCUUGGACAUGGUAUUGAAUGUAAUACUACUCGUACUACACACUACUAAGGUUUCAUUUUUGUGUUCUCAGCUCGAUACAUAUGCACCUUGAUUGACAAGAUAAUCUAUCGCUUAGUUUAGAGGUGAAAAUAAUUAGUGUAACUUAUUUUUUUUUUUUUUACUUAAAUUUGUUUAUUUUUAAGACUGAGUAGUUGUAAAGGAGACGAGACUCAGACUAUCAACGUUGACUUGAGCAAUAAUUGAAACCAAACUUUUAAACCUUAGCUGUUAUCUAAGUGCUGUGUUUGCUUUAUCCAAAACUAGAUGUAGAUCACAUUCCAGUUAUGCUGACCAGAGGAACAUGUCCAUCACCCGUCCACUGGAUCGCAGGUUAACUUCACAUUACACAGCAUUUUCACUACGGAACAGAUUCUGGCCACUUUCCUCCCAUACAGCACGGAGACAGUGAUGCAUGGUCAAACCUGUAUCUGCAGACAUUUGGCAUGCAACAUUAAUAAGUUUGGAAUCCAUGCUGACAUGGCACAAAUGGUCGUGGGAAAUGACAUUAAGAGAUGCUGAUGAACCGGCGGGAGGUUGAAUGAAACCAUAGUAGUGUGGACGUAGCAUGUCAGUGGCAUCUUCACUGUGCAAAACUAAAAUAUUCCAGAUUGAUAGAGUAUUUAAAACUGUUCUUCCACCCCUGCAUCUUCACCUGCAACUAUUUGUCACCUCACGCUUUUCGUGUUUUGCUGACUGGCGUCUUAUCUAAUAAUAGUUCAUCCUUUGUUUUUUUUUUUGUUUUUUUUUGCACGACAUGAUCCAGUUUCAAAAGGCGGAAGCUUUUUACCAGAAAGCUCAUUCAAGCUGGUCGUAUUUUUAGAAGAGAAACUAUAUUUGUACUCGUGAGCACAGAGAGGGACGGUCAUUGAGAGAAGUCUGUUAGAAGUGUUAUUUUUACAUGAAAGCAGAAUUAAUGGCAGGACUCUGUGUUUUUGUUGUUUUUUAUUUUGUUUUGUUUUUUUCCUGAGAGAUGGAACGAGCAGUUGAACUGCUAAACUCGACAUGUUUUGGCUUCCUGUCAUGGUUCAAUAGAACAUCAAGACUGAAUAAGCUGGCUUGACUGUUGUCCAUAACUAGUGUUUGUCUUUCAGGCCGUCGACAUGCUUCAUUAGAAAAUUACGUGGCUUUGAGUUCACCACAAAAAUGAUGCGUAGCGGCAUAAAGAUGUGUAGAACUGAGAAGCUGAAAAAAAAACUGUUGUUUUUUUUGAGACUAUUGGAAUGUGCCUUUUAAUUGAAAUCACGGGUCAGAGAAGUUAAGAGGCAAUACUGCUUUAAGAUUUUAUGGUACUACAUGUGUAUGUGUGUGUUUGCUAGAAAGAGAGGAUGUGUUGUAUACACGCAUAAUUAGAUCAUGUUUUGAUGUGUUUUCAUUUUGUAAAGUCCCUUUUUUAGUACGAAAAUAGAAAUGUCUUAGUAUAGUUUGCACCUUCUGUCAGCUGUGGAGUGGAGCUUUGAGCACCUUAAUGAGAAGAACCAGCGGUUCAUGCACCUUUUGACAAGUGUUGUGUAGCGAUGACAUUUUGGCCAGAAAUAUUCUUUUAUGGGAAUUAAUCUCGAUUGGCACAAACACUAACCGCAACUACUGGAACAGACUGUUUAUGUUUUGUAUGUUAACAAGUUUUUGUGUGUGGUUCCUCUAGUCACAUGUGGAUGAAAGUUGUGCGUCAACUCACCCAACACAUUUUUUUCACAGAAAUAUCAAAUGUAUUCAUUUUUUUUCCUGCGUGCAAACAAAAGACUUCAUUUUUAAGUUGUUGGGUGGUUGGACUGAUCACUGUGGAAGGUUUUUAAGAACUCGUCUUUUGUGUGCUCAUAAGAAAGCAAUUGUUGACUGAUGUACAUUCCCCUCAAAGAUACAGAGCCUGUUAUGCAAGAUGUUAAUUUCAGGUCAUGAAUAACAGAGGUCACCAUUUCUUUUGGUGAGACUGCUAUUUCAGGAGAUAUGAAACACAACAAAAUGCAGUAUCCUAGGAGCUUUUAGUUAAUAACCUCAAAAACCUCAGAGUCAUUUGUCUGCGCGUGCCUCAUGUGCACGCAUCCCCAUUUACCUCUUUAUCACGACUGUUCUCCUUCAAUACGGAGUGUCCGCACUACAGCGUUUUCCAUUUUAAAAUGGUGGUUCUGACAAUUUUGGCCUUUUAUCGCUACUGUUCUGAAGAUUGAUGAUGUGAUUCUUCUUGGUCAAUACACACUGGACAGCAUUUGCAUUGAUGUUGUCACUAUAGCAACUGUGACACGUUACACAGUCUCCUCAGUGAAAUUCUAAAAUCAAUGUCUACUUGCUUUGGAAAAUCAAAUUCUGAAAAGGUUAAGUAGAUGACUGUCGACAGACGGUUUUCAACAGUGAACUUCACCUGGAUUUCUUCAUUUUUAAACAGAUUAUGCACAGUUCUGUCAGCAAAAUUUGAAGUGGAAUUGCAAGAGUGACAUCAUCAACAGGAAGUCUUGACGGCGAUAAAUGUGCCACAUUGAAAGAAAAUUUUAAAAUGAAAUGUAGUGUGGAUCUACCUUCGGAUUCGGGUCGAGUUUGAAUUUCAGGACUGUGAGAAAAGAGAGUGAUCAUCUCAACCUGCUUUCAUUUAACAGGAAUUCAAUUCAUUUGGUGUAAAACAAUUGACUGGUAACUAUUCAAAAUAUUUUUCCCCCUAUAUUUCAAAAUUCCUAUUCGCUAUUUUCAAAAUGGUCUUUUAAAGCCAUUCAGAGGCAUUCACACAGAAAGCUCAAACUGGUAGUCUAGGGCUUGAACCCAGAAUGCUGGUGAUGUGCUUCAACAAAAAAAUGCAUUUCAAAGUGUUCUAGUUUCACACACCACAAUAACUUGACCGACGAUAGACGAUUUACCUAUCACCCACACACACACACGUAUGCAUCAAUCUAGCUAGAGGUUUUGACUCGUUUCAUUUCUAAUUCAAGGUAAAGGUUUUUUUUUAAGGUCUAAUAAUAACCUUUCAUGAGGUUAAGAAGAGACCAGACAUGCAUAUUAAUCUGAAGGACCCUGAUUACUCACAGGUAGUCCCUGAAUGUCAACUCAAGUAAUAGCUGUGAGAUAAUGAUCGGCUCCUUAUCACAAGUUUUAGUUCAGUAUUUUAACAUAGCAUACAAGGCAGCACGAGACACGGGGGUCUUAUCAAUAGAUUUCAGGGUCAACUGAUCAAGAAUCAGAAAAUGUAAAGUUGUGAUGUGAGACUAUGCUUCCUCUACAGGAAUUGUUAGCGUGGUUGUGUUUUGUACGACUUUGUGUGUGUUGAAGAAUUCUUAGCAUCUGUGUUUACAGCUCAAUACACACUUGAAUGGAUAAGGUGUGGCACCGUACGUGGAACCUUUCCUCACAGAACAGUACAUAUAUAAAUACGAAUAUAUACAUGUAUAGAUACAUACUGUAUAUUCUAUAUAGACACACAUAGCGGUCAGACUGUUGUUGUGCACUCGCAGCAUGAGGUAUAUAUUUACCCAGAAACGGCGCUUUUCUUCACACGCUGUGCAGUAAUUGGUCCAUGUCUGCUCCUCGCCCUCUGUGAUCCCGUAGCACCAGUGAACCUCUCGAUUCCGCUCAUCUUAUUCUUUCUGUGUUCCAAGUGCCAAUAACUUUGUGAAAGCCCUGUAACUGUGACCCAACAUUAUCAAAGGUAAUUGCACAUUAACAACUGUAAUAUAAAGAGAUACAAAUCAUAGAAAAAACAACAUUGUCAAGAUGGCUUAAAUGAUAAUAAAUAUCUUAAUAAAAGA
Messenger RNA from Synchiropus splendidus (mandarinfish), 6066 nucleotides. It is a transcript of the gene nacc1a, whose product is annotated as nucleus accumbens-associated protein 1. The record is from RefSeq and is a predicted model, not a curated record. Gene Ontology annotation, molecular function: protein binding; DNA-binding transcription factor activity, RNA polymerase II-specific; RNA polymerase II cis-regulatory region sequence-specific DNA binding. The transcript has 8 exons. Lineage: Eukaryota; Metazoa; Chordata; Actinopteri; Syngnathiformes; Callionymidae. Bases 263 to 1996 code for a protein of 577 amino acids. Gene Ontology annotation, biological process: regulation of transcription by RNA polymerase II.